This is a messenger RNA of Hymenoscyphus albidus, 1387 nucleotides long. The record is from the annotation of a GenBank genome assembly. Lineage: Eukaryota; Fungi; Ascomycota; Leotiomycetes; Helotiales; Helotiaceae.
AUGUUGAAUCAACGCCAUGUCGAGCCUUAUUCGGGUAACUUGGACCCGUUACCACUCGAUGUCCGCAAUGGGAUGAUAGCAAUGGGGGUCAUAGGAGCGAUUUCGACAGUAUCGACAUUCGUGCUCCUGGUCUUCAUCACAUAUAGAAUGGUUUUCUGGAAAAAGUACUAUUUACGCCCAAUUGCCACAAAUCAGAUAUUUGUCUUGAUUUACAAUCUCCUGCUGGCCGACCUCCAACAAGCUGUGAGCUUUCUAAUCGCCUUUCACUGGAUUGCUCAGAACAAACUCGUUGGACCCUCACCUAUCUGUUUUGCUCAAGGCUGGCUUAUUCAAAUUGGCGAUCUCAGUUCGGGAUUAUGGGUUUUGGCGAUCGCUAUCCACACUUUUAUCAAUUUGGUGCUUCAGAAGACGAUCCCUUUUACCAUGUUUGUCGUGGCUGUGAUUUUAGUUUGGUUGUUUUGUGUUAUUUUGACUAUAGUUGGUCCCAUCACUCAUCAUAAAAACUUUUUCGUACCUGCUGGAGCUUGGGUAAGCUACUUGCCUAAUGGUUAUAAUGGCUUCUUGCUGAUAUUUGUAGUGUUGGAUUGGAGAAAACCACGAGAGAGAUCGACUUUCACUUCAUUAUCUCUGGAUAUUUGUAUCUCAACUUGGUUCCCUCGUCAUUUACAUAUCAAUAUUUUUCUCACUCCGAACGAGGCUUGCACAAACUUCUAGGUCCCAACCACGUGUCUCAGAAAACUCGUCAGGACUUCAAAGCCAGAGCUUCCACAAGUCCAACGCAACAGGCACAACUACAAUUGUCACCGGUCAAUCCCAAUCGGAACACUUCGCAGUAUCAAAGCAAAGAAUAUUGCGAACGGCUCGUUACAUGGUAGUUUACCCUUUCGCUUAUGUUGUUCUGACUUUGCCACUCGCGGCUGGACGAGUUGCUUCUAUGACUGGACGAAGGCCUUCAAUUGUGUAUCUUUGCGUGGCAGGAACGAUGAUGGCAUCGAGCGGGAUUGUCGAUGUUGUUCUAUACAUAUACACACGAAAGGCUUUGGUACGAAGUAAUGUUGGAAUGAAGAAUCCAACAAUAUCAACUAGAAACACACCAUUGUCGCCAUAUCCUCGAGGGAACGCCCUUUCGAAUAAUGAAACAUGGAACGACGAGUGGAACUCAGCAGAAGAAGGCAGAAAUUCACAACCCAAUUCAACGGACACGAAGUCUACAACGCAUAGGGAGAACAUGGGAGAAGGUCAGAUCGUGGUAUCACGGAGCGUUACCAGAGUUGAGGAUGAUUACAAUUCCAAGCCUGGAAAGGCGGAAUCAUUAAGGAGUUUGGUUGAUAGAGACGACGAUGAAGCCCCGCGGAAGAAAAGCUGGCCAGUAUUAUGUAAUAAAUAG